Messenger RNA from Talaromyces marneffei, 2181 nucleotides. RefSeq lists its product as uncharacterized. Bases 1 to 2181 code for a protein of 726 amino acids. The transcript is spliced from 2 exons. Gene Ontology annotation, molecular function: serine-type endopeptidase activity. Gene Ontology annotation, biological process: proteolysis. NCBI's taxonomy places the organism in Eukaryota, Fungi, Ascomycota, Eurotiomycetes, Eurotiales, Trichocomaceae. The record is from RefSeq and is a predicted model, not a curated record.
AUGACCGUCAGAGCUACCAAAUUCACCCCAGAGGUCCUCCUCUCAGCACCACGACGAUCGGCAGCUGUCCCCAAUGCCACAGGUAAACUCGCUGUAUACACCCAGACAACGUACUCCUUCGAGACACACUCCAAGAGCAGCGAAAUCCGCACCAUCGACCUCGAAUCCGGCGAAACCUCAAUUGUCACAAACGACGUAAACGCCAGUAACCCACGAUGGCUGGAUGAGGGUGACUUGAUUGUGUGGCUGAAGGGAAAGGAAAAUGGGAAUACGAGUUUCGUGAUUGGCAACGCUCGAGAUCCAGGACGAUCCUAUACAGCGGGUACAGUGCCAGGACCAGUCUCUGACCUAAAAAUCACAAAGCUCGACUCGGGAAAGACGGGAUUCGUGGUUUCCGGUAAAGCGAAUCCGGAUGGAAGUUUGUACAAUCCCAAGGAUGCGAAGAAACCCCUUAGCAGUGGGAGAUAUUAUACCUCUACCUGGGUGCGGCAUUGGGAUGAGUACAUCGAGCCGCAAAAGAAUUCGCUGUGGUACGGUGUAUUGCAGAAUUCGCCGUCGGCGGUAUCGGACAAGGAGAAGAGAUACACGACGUCUGGGUUGACGAAUCUGCUCUCUGUUUCCGGUCUGACGGAUGUUGAAUCGCCUAUACCACCAUUUGGCGGAACGGAUGAUUUUGAUAUCAGCCCCAAUGCUGUUGUGUUUGUCGCAAAGGACCCCGCGGUGAAUAAGGCGACUCAUACAGCUUGUGUGUGUUACUAUUGUCCCAUGCCCUCAUGGACGGAUCUGAGCACGCGAGAAGCAAAGAUCUACCAAAUGAAGGGUCUCGAGGGUGCUAUGAGCUCGCCUGCGCUGUCGAAUGAUGGUAGCGCUAUUGUCUUUUUGGCGCAGGAGAAGGAUGGGCAUGAAGCCGACAAGAACCGUAUCAUUUUUGUGCCUAAUCCUUGGAGUGGACAAUUACUCGAGGUCUUCAAGUCGAAUGAUGGAAAAGGAGCAUGGCCCUUAAGCCCUGGCUCGGUUUCAUGGGCGAAGGAUAACAAGUCACUGCUCAUCACGGUUGAAGAGCAAGGCCGAGGAAUAUUAUAUCAACUCCCCAUCGAAGACAUCCUAGACGCGACGCCCGAUAAGCUGAAAAAGUUAACUAGCACGGGCUACGUUACUGGCGUAGCUCCGUUGUCCGUCGACACAGAACUCCUUCUUGUUUCAAGCAGCAACUUGAUAGAGAGUAGCAUUUUCACGAUUGUCGAUCCUAAUGCAAUCCAUGACGCGAAAAUCCUAUCAUCUAUCAGCCGGGGCGGAUCAUCGAUCGGUCUGUCGCGCUCUCAGGUCGACGAAAUAUGGUACAAAGGCGAAAAUGACCAACCCAUCCACGCGUUUGUUGUGAAACCAUCAAACUUUAACCCAGACGAGAAAUAUCCUUUGGCGUUUUUGGUACAUGGUGGGCCUGAGUCAGCGUGGAACGAUUCGUGGAGUACUCGAUGGAACCCGGCGGUAUUUGCCGAGCAGGGCUAUGUGGUCGUUACGCCGAAUCCAACCGGCAGUACAGGAUAUGGCCAGGACUUUACAGAUGCGAUCAUUGGAAGCUGGGGUGGUCUCCCAUAUCUGGACCUGGAGAGAGGGUUCGAUUAUAUUAGCAAGAAUCUGACAUAUGUCGACACCGACCGUGCAGUGGCGCUAGGUGCUUCGUAUGGUGGGUACAUGAUGAACUGGAUUCAGGGACAGCCGCUCGGUCGUAAAUUCAAGGCGCUGGUCACGCACGAUGGUGUUUUCAGCAUGGUAUCACAACUCGCCAGUGAAGAGCAAUACUUCCCACUCGCGGAUCUCAAGGGCCCACUGUGGAAAGUACCCGAAGAAUGGCAGAAAUGGGAUCCGUCUCGAUUCACUGCAAACUGGGCAACGCCGCAUCUGAUCAUUCACAACGAACUCGAUUACCGACUGACAAUAGCAGAAGGAUUAGCUGCGUUCAAUGUGCUGCAAAUGAAGGGUAUUGACAGUGCAUUUUUGACGUUCCCGGAUGAAAAUCAUUGGGUUUUGCAACCCGAGAAUUCGCUGGUGUGGCAUUAUGCUGUGAUUAACUGGAUCAAUAAGUAUGUGGGAUUACCUGAGCUUUCGAUGACUCAUCAUGACGGUAUCUUUGGCGCGGAUAAGAAUGUUAGGAAAAUUACGAAUGUUCCGUUGAGAUGA